Molecule: messenger RNA, 2700 nt
Organism: Funneliformis geosporum
Lineage: Eukaryota; Fungi; Glomeromycota; Glomeromycetes; Glomerales; Glomeraceae
Source: the annotation of a GenBank genome assembly
AUGGAAAAUUACGAUCAUCUUAUUAAAUACAAUGAUGAUGGUCACUCCGUUAGUGUACCAUUUGGUCGUGCUGCGGAAUAUUAUAUAUCGAAACAUCCUUUAUUAAAGAAUAUCAGAUUAAAGGCGAGAAGUAGAUUAAGAGCACCACAACUUGUGAAUAAUGGAAUUAUUACACUUAAAAGAGUCGAAGGUGCCGUUGAUUACGUUGAAUGGACAACAUCAAGCGGUAAAACAAAAUCAACAAAUAGAAUCGAUGAUAUUAUUGAAUUAACUGAAAAGGGUGAAAAAUUGGUUGAAAAAAUUCAAGAAGGAAAACAAAAAGAUAAAUUAUGUUGGAGUUGGGUAAUGUAUUGUGCCGGUGAUGGGAAUACUUGUCAACAUUUAUGUGGUGGGAUCGGAACAUGUAAUCCUGAUUGUCCAAAUGCGAAUUUACCUAAUAACUUAAAAAAUAGUAAUGAUAUACAUCGUUGUAGACUUCGUGUAGUUACCGAAUCAAGAUUAUCUUGGAUUAAAACCCCUCAUCAAUUAAAAAUUAAAAUUGAAGGUUGGCAUUUACCUCCUAACGUUCUUGUGACUCAUGAACCUCAAGUUACGAGAGUUAAUCUCACACGUUCCGCUCGGGAUAAAAUUAUAAUUAGUCGUAGAGCUGAUCGUUGGACCGCUGAUGUUGUUAAGAAUAAAAUUUUGGUUUCAAAACAAGGUGCGACUGAAGAUGAUCUUCAUCAAGAAGUUGUUAAGAAUAGAGAUAUUUGUAAUAGCAAACAACUUAAGAGACUUAUCAUACGUGAUGAUCGUAGGGUUAAGGACAAUUCGGGUCCUUGGACCGUACUUCAAAAUUAUAUUCAAGAUGUAUUGAAACCUCGUGGUCACGUUUUAUAUUAUCAUACUCCUGAUCUGUCCGCUCCUGAUGAUUCCCCCGAACGUUAUUAUCAAUUAAUCGUUUCCGAUGAUUUAUGGUUAAUGAAUGGUCGAAAUUAUGGUCAUUAUUGUUUCUGCAUAGAUGGGAACAAUGAAUUGAAUAUGGAUCGAGCAACUGUUUUAACCAUGGUUGUCGAGACAGAUCUCGCGUUGAGCAACGGAGAUGAUAAGACACCUGUACGUUGUGCGAUUACGGCUAUCAGGAAGAAUCUUCCAUGUAGUCUUGAGGAUUGUGAACACCCGUGGCAUUAUGAGGAUUUACCUAAUGAAAGAGGAUUCAAAAGGAUACGUAAAUGUUCGCAAGAUCAACCGUGGAAUCCAAUUGCAAUGAUCGAUCAACACCUUCCAAUCAAGAAAGUUCUUGAUGGUGUGGUCGCUGGAACUUGUCUUUCUUGGACUUUUCUAAUGCAAAAGUUGGCUGAAAAUUUAAAGAAUUGGGAUGUAUCUCGUUCAUUAAGAUAUCCAAUCGCGUUGGGAUAUAAGAUAAUUGGAAGGAGUCGAACGGAAGAAGAAUCGGCUGACAUGGCACGAUUGUUUAAAGUGUUUAUUGACUCAAUUCCAUUAACCUGCGUACAAAAGAACUCGAUCAAGGAGGACUUGGAUAUAAAUUGGAUGAACGAUGAAUGGCGUUGCAUGAUUGUUGAUAGGUGUAGAGAAUAUCCCGAUCAGAAUUCUGAUCAGUUGAGAAAGCCAAUGACCACAAAUAGCCUUACUGAACGGAUCACGAAGAGAGUAAUUGUUCAACUUGAUGGUAAAUUAACACCUUUAGCAUUCCUUGAAAGACUUUUUGGAGUUAAAUUACGCAGAGAUGUUUUACAUGCAGAUAAUUUUCCUAGCGAGGAUAAUCAAGAUAACGCUGGAUUAAUAACCUUCUUCAAUUCUCAAUCAUUUGAUCAUCAUAAAGAUUAUUAUUAUAAGACACAAUUAUCUGCUGAUAUGGUUCGUAGUUUAAACCUUGGAAGAUUUUAUUUCUUAUCAGAAUUAGUUGAACCAACAGAUGAACCACAUUGUUAUUAUGUUAAAAGACACGAUGAACCAUAUCUUACAUUAACAUCAUCAUAUGAUGGUAAAUUAAUUUCAUUGGAUGGGAAUGCUAUGGAAAAAUUAAAUAUCAUGAUGAAUAGAUUUAUCGAAAGGCAUGAAAUUGUUGCAAAAGAAGGAUAUUAUAUGGCAAACAUUAAAACGGGAGAAUGUUUAUUAUGUUAUGAUUUUAUUUGGAAUGGAAGAUUUCGUGAUACUUGCAAACAUGUUCACGCGGCUAAGCUUUACGCGGAAGCACAACGUAUUGGUGAUUUUGCUUCUAUAAUUAAUGAAACUAAAAUUAAGUUAAUAGAAUAUUUUAAUUGUAGAGAAAUUAAUGAAACUCAACAAAAUACUUGUAUAAGAAGAGGAACUGUUGAUGCAGCUUUUGCCGAAAUUCAAAGAUUAUAUGUAAUAUCAGGAGACAAGAUAUUUGACUCGACAAUGUUAUACAAUGAUACGUGUAUAGAUCCUUUCCGUAAUUUCAAACAAAAGAGACGAAUUGCAUCAAAACAAAGUAUUCCCGUAACAUCCAAGAAAGCACGUAUUUCAGAGUAUAAACAAGGAGUUGCAAUUAACGAACACAUCGAAGGAUUACAAGCGACAUCAUCAUACGAUUUACAACGAAAUGAACUAACAACAGAUAUUGGCUCCUCCUUUAUUGAUCCGUCAAUUUCAAGGGUUGGGAGAGAAGAAAGCGGAGUACCAAUCAACGAGUUCACCUAUUCUUCAUUCGAAAGACCAUCUAGCAAAAGAGCUUAA